CAAAUUUCCACUCACCACCCACUUCGGGACUCGGCGUCGUCACCAUUUUUCACCAUCCACUUCUUCUUCCCCAAAACCGCCCGAUUAGCCCCGAGUCGUCAUGGGUUCAGCCGGCGAGACCCAGAUCACCCCAACGCACGUCAACGACGAGGAAGCGAACCUCUUCGCGAUGCAAUUGGCCAGCGCCUCCGUGCUCCCCAUGAUUCUGAAAUCAGCGCUCGAGCUGGAUCUGCUCGAGAUCAUCGCCAAGGCUGGCCCUAAUGCUCAGGCUUCGCCCUCCGACGUUGCCUCUCAGCUGCCGACGAAGAAUCCCGACGCGGCGGUGAUGCUGGACCGCAUGAUGCGGCUGUUGGCCAGCUACAACGUCCUGACCUGCUCUGUCCGAACCCUUCCCGACGGCAAGAUCGAGAGGCUCUAUGGUCUGGCCCCCGUCGCUAAAUACUUGGUUAAAAACGAAGACGGCGUCUCUAUUGCUCCCCUCAACCUCAUGAAUCAGGACAAAGUCCUCAUGGAGAGCUGGUACUACUUGAAAGACGCGGUUCUGGAAGGAGGGAUUCCAUUCAACAAGGCACACGGGAUGACAUCGUUCGAGUACCACGGGAAAGAUGGCAGGUUCAACAAGGUCUUCAACAAGGGCAUGGCCGACCACUCCACCAUCACCAUGAAGAAGAUUCUGGAGACCUACAACGGCUUUGAGGGCCUCAAGUCUCUCGUCGACGUCGGCGGCGGCACUGGAGCUGUCAUCAACAUGAUCGUCUCCAAGUACCCCUCCAUUAAAGGCAUUAACUUUGACCUCCCCCAUGUCAUCCAAGACGCUCCCUCUUAUCCAGGUGUGGAGCAUGUUGGUGGGGACAUGUUCGUCAGUGUUCCAAAAGCUGAUGCUGUUUUCAUGAAGUGGAUAUGCCAUGACUGGAGUGACGAGCACUGCUUGAAAUUCCUAAAGAACUGCUACGACGCGCUUCCGGAGAAUGGGAAGGUGAUAGUGGCGGAGUGCAUUCUUCCGGUGGCUCCGGACUCUAGCUUGGCCACAAAAGGUGUGGUCCACAUCGACGUCAUCAUGCUGGCUCACAACCCUGGUGGCAAAGAGAGGACUGAGAAAGAGUUUGAGGCUUUGGCCAAGGGCGCUGGCUUCCAAGCUUUCCGGGUUGUUUGCUCUGCUUUCAACUCCUAUAUCAUGGAAUUCCUGAAGAACCCUUAACUUCUUCGUUUCUCACUCUUCAUAUCUGUUCACAUGUCUUGCAUUUGAGCUUGUCACAUUGUGAUUCUGCUGGUUUCCAUGCCCCUUGUUCAUCCGGAAAUUCUACUUGUCUUCUUAUAUAUAGGAAAAAGAAUCACCAACAAGUUAUUGUAUCCUGCCUCUGUAUAAAAUAAAUGAGUGUAUUCUCUUGUAAUUUAAGAAUUUGCUUCCUUUA
Messenger RNA from Prosopis cineraria, 1412 nucleotides. RefSeq names its product caffeic acid 3-O-methyltransferase. Gene Ontology annotation, biological process: methylation. Lineage: Eukaryota; Viridiplantae; Streptophyta; Magnoliopsida; Fabales; Fabaceae. The coding region runs from base 101 to 1198 and encodes 365 amino acids. The record is from RefSeq and is a predicted model, not a curated record. The transcript is spliced from 3 exons. Gene Ontology annotation, molecular function: O-methyltransferase activity; S-adenosylmethionine-dependent methyltransferase activity; protein dimerization activity.